This is a messenger RNA of Linum trigynum, 2070 nucleotides long. Lineage: Eukaryota; Viridiplantae; Streptophyta; Magnoliopsida; Malpighiales; Linaceae. The record is from the annotation of a GenBank genome assembly.
CUCGACGGAAUGCAUCGGUUAGCCGACAACCGAUCAGUUGGUUACUGGUUCGUUGCUCGGUUAAUCGUGAUAACCGCAACAGACCAUGUUAACCGGUUUUAAUGGCGGGGUGCAGGCCUGCGCAGAGGGGCACUGGUCGCUGGAACGGAAUGGCGCCGGCGGAGGACUGCCGGCUGCGAGUAGAUGAGGCCGAGGCGAGGUCGCGGCGGCGGAAGGAAGGGGAUGGCUAGCGGCGACUUCGCGUUGGCGGAGCAAGGGUCGUCGUCGUCGUCGCGGCAGUCGGGGAGGGAGAUGGUCGAUAGAGGGGAAAGGAGGAGCGCCGUCGCCGGUGUGAGAUGGUCGAUGGAGGAGGGUUGGGCAGGCGGCAGGGAGACUGGGAGAGACUUCGCGUCUCGCGAUGCAGAGGAGAUAUUCUUGGAUUAAAAUGGACCAACUCCUUUGUCCUUGAGUGAAGAGCAUUGGCGGAAGGGAAUUGGAGAGCUGCUGGGCAGUGAUUCAUUUAGUGGAGAAGCUGAGUGGAAUGCAGCGUUUGGAUAGAGAAAGCAUAUAUAUAUUUGGACGUAGUGUUUGGCUGUGGGGAAUGAGAUUUGGAGCAGAAUUUUGAGUGCCGCAGCCGAGAUUAGGGUUUAGGUGGAAGAGGAGGCGACUGUUUUACGAUUGAGGGGAAGGGGGUAGCUUUGCCGGUUAGCCGGUUAACCGGCAUAGCUAGCCCCGCUACCGAACACCACCCGAUUUUACAAUUUUUGGUUAGUCGGUUAACCGGUAACCACCGGUUAUUGGUUUAACCGGUCGGUUAACCGACAACCAAUAAUCAAACGUCCAACCCUAGUUAUGAGUACACACGACACAAUGGUAAUUGGUAAGUAAGGGUGGGCAACCGGUUGGAUGGGUUUUGCUCUAAAAUUCACUCCCUCACUUGGUAUAAUUAAGAUCCGGGUAAAUUGUAAAUUUGAUCACUGGAUUUACUAAAAAGGUUCACGUUUAGUCACUAGAAAUAUUUAAUUUCAUUCAUGGUCACUGAAAUUAGUUAAGUGGUUCAAGUUUGAUCACUCUCCGUCCAAUUCUGUUAUCUUUAUCCUACGUGACGAUCAACUCUCAUAGUUGACAGUUAAUAAGUGACGUGUCAAUUAAAUAAUAAUAUUAAUAAAUAAUAUUUAAAAUUCUAAACACAUUUAAAAAACAUAUUACCUUUUAAUUCCUAAACUACCUAACCCAGCCCUACCUAUCAUGUGUUAACUUCCUUUCUGCCCCUCAAAUUGCUACAUUCCCUCCAAUCUCACAACUCCUCCACGAGUUCACCAUCUGCUCCUCUACUUCCUUCUUCUUCUGCUCCACAAACUACUUCCCUAUCCCCUUACAACUCCUUGCCUUCCAUGGAUCAAUCGUGAGUUUCAUACAGUCGUUCCCGUAGUAUCUAGAAACAGAGCAGUCGGAAUCCUCGAUUACGUCGGCCAUGCCCUGCUUCCCACCGGCAACAGUAUAUUCAAUCCCUGGAUGCCACCGCCGCCGUCGACAUCAUCAUCUGCAAGAAUCAAUUUUUCGUUUCCCUUACAUGCCGCCUUAAUCCCCUCCUUUAUGUUCUUCUUGACGUAGAUCUAGAAAACCCUCUCCCAAACAAAUCACAACUUUCCCAAUCGUCUUUCCACAUCCCCAAAUUCCAGCAGCCUCAAGCCCUCAGAUCAGGCCUCGAUCUUACUAUAGAACGAAAACCCACUCGGAGAAAUCUUCUCCUCGGGUUCACGUUUACCAACGACGGUCGUUAGUUGAAAAGGAAAGGCACAGAAGAGGCAGGAUGACGACGACUAGAUAUUGGUAUCUGUGGAUGAAUUUAGCUAGGAACACCACGAUGGCCAAUUUUCUCCCAGGCUAUGAGACGCAGCGACGGGGCCUUGGUGGUUGCAACGUUGGCGGGGAUUAAAAAAAUAUUUUUUAUUUUUUUAUUAUUUAAUAGUUGGAAUAAUGAGAUGGAAAUUUAAAAUAUUAAAUUUAAUUUUUUUAAUUGACACGUCACUCAUUUAACGGUCAAUUAUGAGAGUUGAUCCUCACGUAGGAUAAAGAUAAUGGAAUUGG